CCUCGACGCCUUCCAAAAUAGUCGCGCUUUGUGUAUCCAACAUGUCGGCGCCCGUGGAGGUAGUUCUUUCCACAGAUUCAGCAGGACAGCUGUUUAACUGUGCGGUUUUCGACCCUCAUUCCGGGUCAGAAUUCUUGUCCUAUCGCGGGGGUAACACGUCCUCCAGGUCUUUAACCGUCCUGAACGGAGAAUACAUAUUAGGAGCUCAACUCGGCAAGAACUUCAUAAACGUGUGGGAGAUCCAGAGAAAGGACCAGCUACAGCAGAAGAUUGUGUGUCCUGGGAUCGUGACGUGUCUCUGUGCGUCUCCUGAUGGCCUGUAUGUCCUGGCAGGCAUUGCUGAAGCAAUAUACCUGUGGGAGAUGUCAACAGGAAAUUUGCUGGCUAUUUUGAGCCGACACUAUCAGGACGUGAGUUGCAUCUGUUUCACUGAUGACAGCAGUCAUUUUGUGUCGGGAGGGAAAGACAAUCUGGCUCUGAUCUGGAAUCUCUCCAGUGUUGUUCAGUUGGAUUCGUCCCGCACACCAGAACCACGUCACAUUCUUUCCCGUCACUCCCUCCCCAUUACCGACAUCCACUGUGGCCUGAUGGGACCACAAGCCCGUGUUGCCACCGCAUCCCUGGACCAAACUGUUAAGACCUUGUUAGGCAUUUACAGGCCUCCUGUCUUCCAGCUAAAACACUUAAAAUGGGGUAAUUUGGUUUUAAACGGACAAUAA
This is a messenger RNA of Carassius auratus (goldfish), 719 nucleotides long. RefSeq names its product WD repeat-containing protein 18-like. The transcript has 5 exons. Bases 42 to 719 code for a protein of 225 amino acids. The record is from RefSeq and is a predicted model, not a curated record. Gene Ontology annotation, cellular component: nuclear pre-replicative complex; rixosome complex. Gene Ontology annotation, molecular function: protein binding. Lineage: Eukaryota; Metazoa; Chordata; Actinopteri; Cypriniformes; Cyprinidae. Gene Ontology annotation, biological process: DNA-templated DNA replication; rRNA processing.